Messenger RNA from Budorcas taxicolor (takin), 1545 nucleotides. It is a transcript of the gene CCDC125, whose product is annotated as coiled-coil domain containing 125. The record is from RefSeq and is a predicted model, not a curated record. Gene Ontology annotation, biological process: negative regulation of Rho protein signal transduction; negative regulation of cell motility. NCBI's taxonomy places the organism in Eukaryota, Metazoa, Chordata, Mammalia, Artiodactyla, Bovidae. Gene Ontology annotation, cellular component: cytoplasm. The transcript is spliced from 11 exons. Bases 1 to 1545 code for a protein of 514 amino acids.
AUGAACAGCAUGGCGAGGCUGCCGAGUGGGGCAGAGGGGCAGGCCUGGGAAACAGAGGACGAUGACACGGCAGAAGGCGACCUAGGGUAUGGCCUCGGAAGAAGGCCUGGCGGCAUUUGUGAAGUGCAAGUUUCACAUGUUUUUAAAUCUAGAAAAAGAUCAGAUGGAAAGAAUUCUAGUCCUCCCCUUUUUUCAAGAAACGGGGACGAAAGAAACGGAGCCGUUUUUCAGUAUUCCAGACAGAAGAGCUUUCAAGAUACACACCUGGAAGGGCCCCGAAUUCCCUGUCGCAAGCGACAAAGUAGCUCCGAUUCUAAUUCAGAGUUGUCAAAUGUGGAAUUAAGGCAACGUCUUCAUGAAACUUUAGAGGAGGUAGAAAUUUUGAAAACUGAACUUGAGGCAUCUCAAAGACAACUUGAAGGUAAAGAGGAAGCAUUGAAAAUUCUUCAAAGCAUGGCAAUAUUUGGCAAAGCCACAAGUCAUACCCAGGCAGUGCUUCAAAAAACUAUGGAACAAAAGAGAUCCUUGGAGAAGGAAAUAAAUGCUUUGCAGUGGGAAAUAGAAUUUGAUCAGAAUAGAUUUAAAAAUAUAGAGGAAUCUUGGAUCCAAAAAUAUGACAGGCUAAACUGUGAAAAUGCAGUCCUCAAAGAAACUUUGAAACUAAAAACAGAAGAAAUUAAAAUGCUCAAGUCUGAAAAUGCAAUUUUGAAUCAACAGUAUUUGGAGGUGCUUGCCAUGCUUGAUAUCAAACAGCAGCAGAAGAUGGCUCAGGAAGACACCUGCCAGGAUAGAAGUGGCUUUACAGAGGUUUCAGGUCUUGAGCUUGCAGUGCUGGGAGCCUGCCUUUGUCACCGUCCCAGAGGGACCCCCUGCGCUUGCGCCAAACUGGCCGCGUCCACUCGGAAAAUGCUCCUGCAGCUCAAACGGGAGCUGGAACUUCUGCAGAAGAGUAAAGAAGAAGCCUACAUAAUGGCAGAUGCAUUCAGAAUUGCAUUUGAGCAACAAUUAAUGAGGAAAAAUGACCAGGCACUAAGAUUGACACAAAUGGAUAAAAUGUGUAAGAAAGCAACAAAAUGGAUAAGUUGGAAGCACCUUAAAGAAGAUGGGUCACUAUCCCAAGGGAGUAAGAAGACCUUAGGGCAGAAAUUGUUGGGUAUGCUCCGUUCAGAAAACAGUUCUAAGAGUACCAAUGACCAGGACGAUCCUCAGGAAAUCUUUAAGAUGCUAAUAGACUUGUUAAAUGAUAAAGAAGAAGCUUUGGCUCAUCAAAGGAAAGUGAGUUACAUGCUUGCUCGGGCUUUGGAAGACAAAGACACCACUUCAAAAGAAAUUAAAGAGAGAAAUUCUAUGAAAGACAGUUUUACAUUAAAAAAACCCUGGCAGAAAAUUUUAGAAUUCCCUGUUUCAUGUGAUCCUGUGCAUUCAAGUGUUCAAAUUUUUAAUUCUGUGGGCUGCAUUUGUUCAGUUCAGCACUUUCAAACAAAUCAAAAGUAUGCAAGAACUCUUAAAAGGUCCUGUUCUUUGCCAUCAAAUAUCAUGUACUGA